This is a messenger RNA of Spodoptera frugiperda (fall armyworm), 3634 nucleotides long. Its product is annotated as solute carrier family 25 member 35. The record is from RefSeq and is a predicted model, not a curated record. Lineage: Eukaryota; Metazoa; Arthropoda; Insecta; Lepidoptera; Noctuidae. Bases 620 to 1546 code for a protein of 308 amino acids. The transcript is spliced from 5 exons.
CUGAGUCGCACGUGUGUUAACAAACAGUUAAUAAGUUGUUACGUCACAUUUUUCAGUCAAAUAGUAUCACAACUAGUAUAUUAUUGGCUGCACUUCCAAAUCAUUACAUUUAAAAACCUUAAAUUAAAAUAUUUAAUAUUAUAGGUUUUAUGAAAAUUCAAAUCUCCUUUCUAACUGGUGAUUCAUACGAGAAGAGACGUAAAGAAAAUCUAAAAUUAAUCGUAAGAGAAUCUUAUGUUAUUGUUUUCCUGACAAUAAAUAGUCUGUGAUUCAGCGCUGCUCCUAUCACGAGCAGAGUCGACCUAUUGACCGAACCAAAUGAGUAUCGUUCAAGCCAAUAAAUUUAAUCAUUCCUAUUAGUUGUGGCGGGAAAACAACUCAUAUCUCCGUGACAAAAAAUUAUUGAAUAAUAAAAAAAAACAUUUUCCAACUUGUCAUUCUUAUCUUGCAUCAUUAAACUUGAGCACCUUUAUAAAAACUGUUGCCCUACCUUUACAAUAUAUUUAAAAAAAAAUACUUAAAAAAUUUGAAAUAAGAUUUUUUUGUAAUUGGUGUUAUUGAGUGUGUGUGUGGUGUUUUGUUUUAGUUCCUAUACAUAAUAAAAUUAUUGUGUUUAAAAAUGAUUUACAUAAGUACAAUGGACUUCCUUGUGGGAGGCCUGGCAGGAGUUGGUGCAGGGUUUUUCAGUAACCCGUUUGAUGUUGUCAAGACCCGCAUGCAGUUGCAAGGAGAGCUGAGAGCUCGGGGAAAGCAUGCGGUCCACUACAAAAAUGUGCCACAUGCCAUGUACAAUAUAGUGAAACAUGAUGGCAUUGCUGCUUUGCAGAAAGGACUAGUACCAGCACUGUGGUUCCAACUAGUUGUCAAUGGGGUAAGAUUAGGCAUCUACCAACAAGCGGACAACUAUGGCCUCCUUCGGGACAAGGAUAACAACACACAAUUUGUGAACAGUCUCUUCUUUGGCUGUGUGUCAGGGAUGUGUGGAGGACUAUGUGGCAGUCCAUUACAGCUGGUGAAGACCCAGCUCAUGUCGUACUCCUCACAGAAGAUAGCUGUUGGCACUCAGCAUGCCCACCCAGGCAUGAUGUACGCUUUCCAGAAAAUCUACACCAAGAAUGGUUUGUCAGGACUUUGGAGAGGUGCCCACGGAAUGAUGAUGAGGAAUUCCAUUGGAUCUGCAUCUCAAAUUGCUUCUUUUGCUGUAUGUAAAGAAUGGAUGGACAACAACAACAUGUUUCAACAAUCCAAGUAUUUGUCGGCGUUCGUGGCGAGCAACAUUGGGGCGCUGGUGAAGACUGUGUUCCUGAACCCCAUGGAUGUCAUCAUGACCCGGCUUUAUAACCAAGCUGUUGACGCAAGCGGGCGAGGGGUUAUGUACGCUGGUAUAGCCGAUUGCGCCCGAAAAAUCGUCAAGGCGGAAGGCCUAAUAGCAUUUUGCAAAGGCAUGGGCCCAUCGUACCUUCGUCAAGCACCUCACACAGUGCUUCUACUAGUAUUCUGGGACAUGCUAAAAGAUCUGCAAAAAAGUAUUAAACUACACGCGUAGCCUUAUUUUAUAGUAGUUGAAGCUUUUUGCCUCGGCUAAAGUCUUUGUCUCGUCCAAAGUUUUUGCCUCGGCUAAAGUCUGCCUCGACAGGCAAUAGAAAAGUGAGAUUUAUAUUUAUUCAGUUCAAAAUAGUCCUUACAAUUUUGUAUUGUUUUCGUAUUUAUUUUUAAGUUAUUAAUUUAUUUUAUAUUUAUUAACGUGUAGAAUAGUUUUGGCUUCUUAUGUGUACCUAUGUAUCGUCUUAACGUAGUAUUGGUGCCUCGCUGGUCGAGUGGUCGCAAGUGCAACCGGAAAAGGGGUCUCAGGUUCGAUUCCCGGGACUGGCAAAGUAUUACUGGGUUAUAUUCGGUUUUUGGGAAAUUUCUCAAUAGUAGCACGGUGUUUGGAAUUGUGCCCAGUAUAUGGGCAAUAGGGUCACCCCCUAUAACAUGGGAAUUAUGACACAAAUGGUGGAAACUGUGUGUACAUUGUAUAUUACUAAAAUAUCCGUUUAAAUUAUUACAACGUCACUCCUCAAUUGCUUAUGAUUGUUAAUGCUUGUCAUGAUUAAAAUAAUAGUAUAUUUACACAAAACAUGAAACGUUUUAAAAUUAUUUUUGUAAUUAAAAUUGUUUUAAAGUCUAAACUAAAGUCUAUCUAUUUGCAGACGCCAGAAGUUGUAACUAUCAGUGUGAUUUCCAUUUAUCAGUAAUGUCAUAAUGUAUUACGUGAUAAGGUAAUGUUUGAUAAAUAUUGUUUAAUAUUAAACCGUCUUCCGCACGCUACUGACGUAUGACGUCACAGCUUCGUGUGCAACCGUGAUCUUAGUUUUAUAGGGGACACAUUGGUAUGUAGAUAUUUAUUUAAUUUAGACUCUAUUUUUUAAUCAGUACGGCUCAAUUUUGUGUAUUAUUAUGUCGGUUUCUGGUUUGCAAUUUUUCAAGUGAUUUUUUAAUAUAUACUUUAUCACUCAUUGCAGUAAAGUUCAAUUUUGUGUAAUGUUUUGGUUCCCGGUUUAAUAUUUUUAUAUUGUAUUAAACUACUUGUAAGCAGUUUUUUUUAUAUAUUUAGACUUUAUGGCUUACGGAAAUAAGGUUCAUUUUUGUGUAUUAUUUAUCGGUUCCCGGUUUUUAGUUUUGGUAUUGAAUAUCAAAACAUUAACUGUUGAAUCUCGUUGAGUGCAAUAUAAAGGUUACCACAAUUGCUGAUAUUAUUUUAAUGCAGUGCUAGGACUUGAUCGAGGACUUUUGAUAUAGUGAAUUAAUUUAUAAUGGGUGAUUAAUACUCAAACCUUCUUGUCAGCAAUGGCCAUUUAUAGGCUGUGGUUGAUGAUAAUUAGUUUUUAUUCUAUGAUUGGUACCUUACAAAUUCCUAUUUGUAUGAUACUCCCCUUAAAAAUAUCUCAAGCACUUAUGACUAUGCUUUUCCUUAUUUUUUAAUUCUUUCACUGUAACUCAAAUCCUAGGACGUGAAUUAAGUUAUAACAUCUCAAACGCUCAGAUUGCAAAUAAACUUAGACAUCCAUUUAAGUUAAAGUAUAAUUUAAAUACAACAAUUGCAUAUAUUAACCAAAAUAUCAUUCAUUCACUCAUUAAUAAAUCAAAUAGUUAUAUUUCUAUAAUAUGUAGAAAUAUAAAAUAUAUUUGAAACUGACUUUAUAUUAGUACCUGAACUUAUAACCCUUAACCGUGCAUCUCAGUAUUAUUGCAAAUAAAUACCUUAAUACAAGCAUUUUAAGUUAAUUUCUUAGUAUUUUUAAUUAUAGCAUUUAAUCGUUAAACUACAGUACAUUAUUCAAUUUUGUAUUAUUUUAAAUAAAAUUUUGACUAUUGUUUAUGUGUUGCCAGUUGAUAAAUUGUUAAAAUGUUUGUUAUGUGGCAACUCGCUUUUGUUAUUAAUUGUUUUUUUUUUUUGUUUUAAUGCAAGUUAUUUGUGUAUCCUAAGCAAUCAAUAAAUCUCAGUGCUUAAAAGUUUCUGUAUUCUUAGUGGUAAGGUAAUAUAGUAGAGAAAUGUGUAAUAAUUAAUUAAUUGUGUUAGUACAAUAGUGAUAAUUGGUGCAAUUAGAAUUUAAUCGUUAUGUUAAUAGCAAUAAAGUUUUAAAUUGUUUUA